AUGAUGAUCAUCCUGAACUUCGAUGCCACCUACCGACAUUUGAGAUUUUUCUCAGCCAAGACCAAGAUAGUCAAGAGAAUCUUCUCCUUCCUUAAGAAUGCCUGGACAAAGGAGGUGGUGCUGGUCUGGGGCCUUGUUAUAAUUAUACCCAAAGUCAGUUCCUACACCAAGUAUGCCACCUCAGUCAACCAGACCACACCCUACAACUACCCAGUGCCAGUACAAGAUAAUGGGUACAUGCUCAAUGUUCCCAUCUACCCCUGGGACCCUCAGGGCCUAAGCCUGGAAUGGCUGAAGAUGCUGUGA
Psammomys obesus (fat sand rat) is the source of this 306-nucleotide messenger RNA. Its product is annotated as NADH dehydrogenase [ubiquinone] 1 alpha subcomplex subunit 3-like. The transcript is spliced from 2 exons. NCBI's taxonomy places the organism in Eukaryota, Metazoa, Chordata, Mammalia, Rodentia, Muridae. The record is from RefSeq and is a predicted model, not a curated record. Gene Ontology annotation, cellular component: mitochondrial inner membrane. Bases 1 to 306 code for a protein of 101 amino acids.